Molecule: messenger RNA, 1364 nt
Organism: Patiria miniata (bat star)
Lineage: Eukaryota; Metazoa; Echinodermata; Asteroidea; Valvatida; Asterinidae
Exons: 9
Coding region: 819-1286 (155 amino acids)
Source: RefSeq, a predicted model, not a curated record
GGCGCGCCGUAUAUAUACCGCGCAAGUCAAGGUCUCUUCGAAAAGAAACCAUGCAAAAUCAGUGCACAAAACUUAUGAGAGUCCAGCAGAAAGUGAAAGUAUUGUCGUCGGUUAAGUCUGUGAUACUUCCAGAGGAAGAAGGUAUUCUACGGGCCGUACACGAGUUGUUAUCGCUGGUGUUGGCGUUGUGUGCCCUCUGGGUGUCGGCGUUCAGCACGUUUGGCCCCAACUUAUUGAUGGAAGCUGCGGAAUAUCGAAAGUCGUCGGUCCCGGUUAUGAGAAGACCCCGUGUCAAGUUGCUCAUGGAGGCUUAGCCAGUUAGCCAUCACGUCCAGUCUGGUCACCAUGGCAACUGAACAACCUCAAGCCCCACCUCCAGUAACAUCUAGGGAGUAGCAUCUGGGCUUAUACACCAGGUCAGCGUUCUGCUAUUGUCAACUUUGGAGAAUGGUGAUGGUGGACAUUCAAGUUUGCAAGAGUUACAAUGUAGAUGCUUGCAGUGGACUAGGCCCAGACUAUCCAAGCUCUGAUACUAAUGUACGCCCGUGUGGAGUUAGUUCCCCAAUGCCGUCCGAGAAACCCCCGCCAUUCAGAAGGGCUUCAUAGCAAGUACACGCACAGCCACGGGGAAAUGGAUGAACAUGACUACCAGGGGUGUGAAGGGCAUGAUCCCAAACUCCCUUGACAACAAGAUGAGACAACUCAAGGAACAUGGUCAGGUUCUUGGCAGGAUUCAUCCUGGGUUCUAUGACAUCAGGAAGAGAUUGAAGGAAGAUCUUGAGAGAAUGUUGGCUGAGAGACGAUGAGGAGUCAAGAAGAUGAUGGCCGGUAAACGUCUCGAGUCAACAUGGUCAAACGGCUCAUUCAUAUCCAGCGAUAUCAUGCUCAUCUUCAUUCAGCAACCACUGUGCUCAGUCUGGUCACCAUGGCAACUGACCAGCCUCAGGCCCAGCCUCCAGCAGCCAUUGGUCAAGAUCGCCGCUUACCAAUUCCAAUCAGCAAUGAGCGUAGUCGAGGGCAACUCAAGACACCUGUCAGCUUUGUUGUUGUACCUGUCAGUGAUCUGGGUUACCCUGUUGGUUCACCAGGGAGUAGCAUCUGGGCUUAUACACCAGACACCUGUCAGCUGGUUUGGUGAGCAACAUGAGCCAAUGUCUGGCAUGCAUCAUAACAUGGCCAUGGGAGAUGGGGGAGGGGUGACAGCUCAUGGAAUGGCAGGAGUGGUCUGGAACCCUGUAGCCACCAUGCAACUUCAUGGCACUAGUCCAAAGGUUUGGGGAGCAUAAAGCCAGCCGGUCAUGUGACAUGACGACACCUCUCCUUCCAUUCCUAUAGAGGGCGCUGUUCAUCACAGCCGCAGCAUC